GCUGUCAAAACAAAAAGUCUGGAGAACUUUUAUUUUGGUUGCAAGUUUUGCUGUGAUACGGUGAUACGCAAUGUCGCAAAUAUCUUCAAAUUUUCUUAAAAAUUCUUUCCAAAAUGGAAAGUUUAGCUGCCUUAAAAAUCCUGUCCAGUGCAAACACACGGCCGCCAAUCCUUUGGUAAAGAUCCGAGAGCGGCUGGAAAGUGGCCCCAGUUUUCAGGACUUUGUUCAGAACCCGUCGUAUAAUCGGGAAGAUUGGACCACAUACGAGGGUAAGCUGCGGCGCGAAAAGGGUGAAAACGAUAGGCUCCGAUUGCCACCCUGGCUGAAGACGAAGAUUCCGAUGGGGAAAAAUUUCAACCGCAUCAAGGAACAGCUGCGUGAGCUGAAGCUGGCCACGGUUUGCGAGGAGGCCAAGUGUCCAAACAUUGGCGAAUGCUGGGGAGGAGGAGAGCAUGGCACGCAGACCGCGACCAUCAUGCUUAUGGGAGAUACGUGCACUAGAGGAUGUCGUUUCUGUAGUGUUAAGACUGCAAGAAUUCCACCUCCUCUGGAUCCAGCGGAACCGACAAAUACGGCUUCUGCCAUCGCAUCCUGGGGACUGGAUUACAUCGUUCUUACAUCGGUCGAUCGUGAUGAUUUGUCAGAUGGAGGAUGCAAUCACAUUGCGGCCACAAUUCGAGAAAUUAAAAAACAAAAUCCACGAAUCUUUGUGGAAUGCUUGGCACCGGACUUCCGAGGUGAUCUGGAGUGCGUCAAAGUGGUGGCUAACUCCGGUCUGGAUGUUUAUGCCCACAACAUCGAAACGGUGGAAGCUCUGACGCCUUUUGUACGCGACCGACGUGCCCGUUAUCGGCAGAGUUUGAAGGUGUUAGAAAGCAUCAAAGAGAUCAACCCUAGCAUGAUAACGAAAACUUCGAUUAUGUUGGGACUUGGUGAAACCGAUGAACAGAUUGAACAGACUUUGAAGGAUCUUCGUUCCGUCGGGGUAGAUUGUCUCACCCUGGGCCAAUAUAUGCAACCCACCAAGCGCCAUCUGAAGGUCAUCGAGUACGUUACACCGGAAAAGUUUAAACAUUGGGAAACUCGCGGCAAUGAGCUCGGGUUUUUAUACACGGCAAGUGGUCCCCUGGUCAGAAGUUCCUACAAAGCGGGAGAAUUUUUCAUUACGAGCAUAUUGAAGAAUCGAGCCGAAGAAAGCGAGAAACGCAAAGCAGCAGCAGCGAAACAAGGAGUACAGUCAAAAGAAACAUAAAUGAUGAUCAUUUAGGGAAAAACAUAACGAGUGUCUUUUUUUUACAAUCGAUGGAAAAAAUUGUCAUGGUUGGAACGCAGUGUUGUGUUGGACAUUCAUGGAGCAAGAAUACAAAGUGUCAUUGACUAUUUUGAAACUCAUUUGAGAUCCUAACUCUAGUUUGCAAAACGAUAUUAAAUAUAUAUUUAUCUCAUAUUUGUUAUUUUAUCACAUAUAUUACUGUUUGUAAUAGUAGUCAAUUGUUAUGAGAAUAAAGAUAGUGGAUAAAGCACGUAAACGACUAGCAAAA
Messenger RNA from Armigeres subalbatus, 1541 nucleotides. It is a transcript of the gene Las, whose product is annotated as lipoyl synthase, mitochondrial. The coding region runs from base 71 to 1252 and encodes 393 amino acids. Gene Ontology annotation, biological process: lipoate biosynthetic process. The transcript is spliced from 4 exons. The record is from RefSeq and is a predicted model, not a curated record. Gene Ontology annotation, molecular function: 4 iron, 4 sulfur cluster binding; lipoate synthase activity. Gene Ontology annotation, cellular component: mitochondrion. Lineage: Eukaryota; Metazoa; Arthropoda; Insecta; Diptera; Culicidae.